AAAACUUCCCAUUCUGUGUGUAUCCCAUCAUAAACAAACAAUCCAGAGCCUGCCUGGUCUCGCCAUCAAUCUUGAUAGCUUAGCGCUGUACUUUAUAAGACCUGGAAGUCUUCGAAAUCGUUCACUAGUCGAAUUGUACCUCCGACCCCUUGCACAUACCCCGCCAUGAGUGAAUCUAGGUGUGUUUUCGCAGCCGCCAUGGUUCGGGACACCCUUGGAAAGCCUGUUGGCCAUCCGAGGGUGUCCGUUCCAGUCUAUUGUCAAGCUGACCAUGGGUCUACACAACUAGGCAAGAGCUUUUAGCAUGGAUGAACAACCUGCUCCAGCUCAACGUUACCAAGGUUGAGCAAUGCGGCACUGGAGCUGCAUUCUGCCAAAUCUUUGAUUCUAUUUUCAUGGACGUUCCGAUGAUGCGCGUUAAAUUUAAUGUCAACACCGAAUAUGCAUACCUACAAAACUUCAAGGUUCUUCAGAACAUCUUCAACCGCCACCAGGUUGACCGACCGGUGCCAGUCGAAUCACUGGUGAAAUGUCGCAUGCAGGACAACCUCGAGUUUCUUCAGUGGGCCAAAAAAUUCUGGGACCAACACUACCCCGGCGGCGACUAUGACGCCGUGGGUCGUAGGAAAGGUUCGGGUGCCCCAGCAGCCGCACCAGUGACUGCUGCGCGCACCACCAGUGCCGGAGCUCGUCGAGGCGGUACCACGCCCACCGGCGCCGGUGUGCGACCUCGUGUCGCUGGAGCAGGCGGAGCUAGUUCUGCAGCGUUGACACAAGAGAUUGCGGCACAGAAGGAGGCGAUUGCCGGGCUUGAAAAGGAGCGCGAUUUCUACUUUGCCAAGCUCCGGGAUAUCGAGCUGUUGCUGCAGACUGCUGUUGAAGCUGAUCCGGAAUUGGAAAAGGACGAUGACUCCCUCGUGAAGCAUAUCCAAGGCAUUCUUUAUUCGACCGAGGAAGGUUUUGAGAUUCCCGCAGAAGGUGAAGGGGAAGUUGGCGGAGAAGAACUCGAGACGUUCUAG
Messenger RNA from Talaromyces proteolyticus, 1019 nucleotides. Its product is annotated as calponin homology domain-containing protein. The record is from RefSeq and is a predicted model, not a curated record. NCBI's taxonomy places the organism in Eukaryota, Fungi, Ascomycota, Eurotiomycetes, Eurotiales, Trichocomaceae. Gene Ontology annotation, biological process: protein localization to microtubule plus-end; spindle assembly; regulation of microtubule polymerization or depolymerization. Gene Ontology annotation, molecular function: microtubule plus-end binding. The coding region runs from base 309 to 1019 and encodes 236 amino acids. The transcript is spliced from 5 exons. Gene Ontology annotation, cellular component: microtubule organizing center; cytoplasmic microtubule; microtubule plus-end.